AUGGAGUAUUUUCGUUACUAUCAUAGUUGGAUGUACGAUAGAACGUUACCCGGCAGACGUGGACUUACACCAAAUUUUGAGGAAGGAGUUAAGGGGUUUAUCACGUGGGCAUUUGCACAAGAAUGUUGUCGACGUGAAGGAGGAGUGAGAUGUCUUUGUCUUAAAUGUGAAUGUAGAUCUAUAAUUAGUGACCUAGAGGAAGUAGAACAUCAUUUGAAGAGGAAGGGUUUCAUUAAAAAUUAUUGGGUUUGGACAUAUAAUGGAGAACAACUGCCGAGUAACGUAUAUUCAGAGACAACUAAUACACACGCAUCAAGCAGUCGAUCACAUAUGGAAUCUGAUGAACAAUUUAAUCUGAUCGAUGAAAUGGUUGGAAAUGCAUUUGGAGUAAAUGUGACAUAUGAUGAACCUCAGGAUUUUGAUGGGGAAGAGUUGCCGAAUGAGGAAGCACAAAGAUUUUAUCAAUUGUUGAAAGAAAUGAAUACACCAUUGUUUGAGGGGUCAGCAGAUUCAAAAUUAUCAAUGUGUGUGAGAUUAUUGGCCGCAAAGUCAAAUUGGAAUGUUCCUGAUCAGUGUUUGGAAUACUUUGCAAAAAUGAUGUUGGAUGCGACUCCUACGAAAGACAACUUGCCUACAAGAUAUUAUGAUGCAAAGAGGUUGGUGUCGAAGUUGGGUUUAGAAGUACGAAAGAUUGAUUGUUGCAUAAAUGGAUGUAUGUUGUUUUAUGACAAUGAGUUUGGUAUUAAUGAUGAGGCGCUGGAGGAAUGUAAGUUCUGUAAGAGUCCGAGAUAUCAAGUUCGUAGUAAAGUCAUUAACCGUAAACAAAAACGUGUAGCAGUGAAGUCCAUGUUUUAUUUGCCGAUAAUACCAAGGUUAAAAAUAUUGUUUGCUUCAAUGCAUAUUGCAAGUCAAAUGACAUGGCAUCAUACAAACAAAACAUGUAAAGGAAUUAUGCGACAUCCAUCUGACGGUGAGGCAUGGAAACAUUUUAAUAGGGUACAUUCUGAUUUUGCUGCAGAACCUAGAAAUGUCAGGCUCGGACUGUGCUCUGAUGGUUUUACUCCAUACGUCCAAGCAUCUGCAAUUGCAUAUUCCUGUUGGCCAGUUAUCGUAACCCCUUACAACCUCCCUCAUGAGAUGUGCAUGACAAAACCAUACAUGUUUUUGACUUGCCUCAUUCCAGGACCGUCAAGUCCUAAAUCCGGAAUCGACGUUUAUUUGCAACCUUUAAUAGAUAAGAAAUAUAACACUGUUGAUAUUCGAAUGGACAGAAGGUACAAAGAGUAUGACCCUUUCAUAAUGUCACAUAUCGUUAAACAAGUUUAUUAUGUUCCGUACCCUUCAAUUCAGUCACGUAAACGUGGAUGGUGUGUUGUAAUCAAAACAAAACCAUUGAGUCAUAUUGAAACUAAGGAUCUAGUGGAAGAUGUUGCUUACCAAGACCAUGAAAUUUCUCAAAUUAAUGAUGUGGUUGAAGUUGAAGAAAUUACAAAUUUGUGUGAUACAUUGGCCGAGGGUCAUCAAAUUGAUGCAUCUGUUUUGUUGGUAGAUAAUAAUGUGGACGAAGAACAUGAAGAUAUUGGAUCUGAGGACAUUAUUGGAUCAGAUGAUGAAAAUAAUAUGGCCGAAGAGCAUGAAGAGUUUGAAUAG
Molecule: messenger RNA, 1650 nt
Organism: Lathyrus sativus (Indian pea)
Lineage: Eukaryota; Viridiplantae; Streptophyta; Magnoliopsida; Fabales; Fabaceae
Source: the annotation of a GenBank genome assembly